GGACGUCACCGCGGGGAGCCGGAGCUGCAGUGCUCAGGCCCCGGGUUUCCAUGGCGACGCCCCCCAGCACAGCAGGUGCAGCCUCUGCCCCUCCCGACCCCUUCUCCCCACCGUGGCAGCAUAGACGCUUUCCUUCCCAUUCCCGCCGCCGCCCCCUCCUCUGGCCAGAGGGGCCCCUGCCUUGUAGACAGAGGGAGCAGUGGGCGGAUUAAAGCCCCUAAGGAUGUCCGAGUCCUGCUCCAGCCGUGCCUCCAGGGCACUGGGCUUCGGGGUGUUGGAGACUGUCCCCCCGCCCCCACACCCCUGGGCCUUCACAGUGGAAGAGGAGGCGGAGGGUCAGCGUCAGAGCCACGGGGACACGGGACACGGGCCCGGAGCCUGGACGCCGGCAGCUCCUGGAAGCUGGGAAAGGGGGAAAUGGAGUGUCCCCUGGGAUCCUGCUGCAGCGGCCUUGCCUGGCGUCUCCAGACCGGCCCACCUGCCGGCUGCCCUGGGGACCCUGUCCCGAGCCUCCUUCCAGAACAAGGACGCACACGAUCCCCCCAGAACCCCUCACCCCGGGAGCCAACCAGCGCUUCCUCCGGGAAGCCCGCGCGGCAGGGAUGGGGACCUUGCGUCCUGGGACUCAGGUGGCCCCUGGUCUGUGCUGGCCGCGGGGCGACACGAGGGCGCUGGAGCCUCCCCGCACUGCACCCCUGUGCCCCUGCGCCCGCCCCCGGACCUGGGGUGCGCCCCGCCCUGCUGGAGUGGAGGUCAAACCGGCCCGCGCCCCGCCCGCCCCGGGCCCGCUGCAGGGGGUCGUCCCGGGCAGGGGCCCUCCUUCCGGCGAGGCCGCUGGCGGCGGGGUGGUUAA
Canis lupus familiaris (dog) is the source of this 853-nucleotide messenger RNA. RefSeq names its product translation initiation factor IF-2-like. The transcript has 3 exons. The coding region runs from base 224 to 853 and encodes 209 amino acids. The record is from RefSeq and is a predicted model, not a curated record. Lineage: Eukaryota; Metazoa; Chordata; Mammalia; Carnivora; Canidae.